AAUGAAAGAAGUGGAGAUGAAGGGGAUUAGUACAAGCAGAGGCCCCAGAGACCAGUGAGGAAUCCAGAAAAGUGUAUAGUUAGUUCAGGGGAGGGAAGCCUGAGGCCUGAAAUCUUUUCCAGCAGCUUGUCACUAGGCAGAGUGCCGGGAGGAGGGGGAGGGGAUCAGAACUAGAUGGGGAAGCAAAGUGCAGGGAUGAUUCCAGUUCUGAGAAGACAAAGGCUCUUGGUUUCAUUCCUUUAUUAAGCAACUGUUCUGGGGACACAGCUGUGAACACUUAAAAGGAGAAAACAGAUAAGUUCACUUGUACUGUACUUCAGAUGGUGAUAACUGCAUCAUAGGACAAUAUUGUGGAGAAGGGGAGGUUGUGGUGGAGAGUGUCUAGGGUAGGUUUAUUUUAUAGAGGGUGUGUUAGGGAAGCUUUUCUAAAAAGAUAUUUGUACAGAAAUCUGAGGAAAGUGAGAGUGACCCCUGCAGUUAUAUGAGGGGAAAGCACUCCAGACGGGGGACAUGUUCAGUUAGACGUUCAAGUAAAGAUGUUGAACGGAGAACUGGCAACACUAGUCUGAAGUUCAUGGAAGAAGUUUGGGCUGACAUAUUUAAAACCAUGAGAGUGGAUGAGAUCACCUAGGGAGUGAGCAUAAACGGAGAAGAGGAGAGAAUUUUCCAAGUUCUGGACAUUAUAGUGUCAAGAGGUCAGAAAGAUAGGGAUUACCAGCAAGUAAGACCAAGAACAAACAGCCAGUGAGGUGGGAGAACCAUGUUCCAGUGUAUUUGGGAACCGAGUGGAGAACAUGGCCAAGCCAAGAUGAAGUCAUUAAAUUUGUCAAAUUCUGCUGAUCAAUACGAAGAUCAUUGGUGACCUUGGUCAGAUCAGUUUUGAUAGAGAGUGGGGGACAAAAGCCCCCACUUGAAGCGAAAUUGAAGAGAGAACAGGAAAGAAGGGAUUGGAGACUGAGUAUAGACGACUUGAGGUGUUGUGUUGCCCUAGGAAACCGCUGGAGGGAGAUGCAGUGGAGCUGGAAGCGUGUGGGGUCUAGUGAGGGUUUUGUUUUGUUUUUUAAGAUGGAGAAAUAACAAUAUGUGUUUAUCCUGAUGGGAAGAAUCCAGUAGAGAGGAAGAGAUUGAUGGUGCAGGAGAUGUAGGAAAGGAGAGGAAUGCUGGAAUUAUGUCCCUGAGCAGGCAGGAGAGUUUGGAGGCUGGAGCCUUCAGUCAGUCUCUGGGGAGAGACUGGGUUGGACUGAGCCCUGGUAGAGUCAGGGGUGAGUGUCCUGACACUGGCCUUGGAUGACCACUAGAAAGAUGACUCUAGGGGACAGACCAGGGAUUGGCUUGGAUUUGCUGAAGUUUCCCUCUGCUCACCAAAAGCUGAUUCUAAUUUGGAUUUGAGCAGAUGGCCCCGGGAGAGAGAGCAUUCCAGGUGGAGGGACAAGCAUAAGCAAGGGGCCUGCAGGCAUUCAAACUGACUGAGGCCCAAUCCCAAUGGGCUGGAGGAAGUGGAUGGAGCCAGGAGGGAGGGGCGGGGUGAGACUGAGAAAAUGCCAUAGGUAGAAGGCAGGUAGAAGGUAGUGAGACCCCCUCACCUGUCAUCCUGGCAGCUGAGGCUACACUGUACCAAACUCCCAGUCUGGGUGGGCGCUGAGCACAGGGAUUAGAAGAAUCAUGAAUAGGGGCUUAGGCCUUGCUCUCAGAAGCUCACAGUCUAAGGGGAUUUGAGUAACCACCAUCUAGCUGGGUGUAUGAGACUCUUCCUCCUGCUUUCCCCCAGUCCAGCUUGCUUGGAAGUCGACCGUGUGGGGAGUUGGAGUGACCCAGCUGGAUGUGACCACCAGGACAGAAUGGUGCUGGACUCAGGGGCUCAGGUGUAUGAGCAGGCACCCCCCAGCCCACCAUCCAGUCCCUCAUCCUUGGGCCACAGGCUGAGGCCCUCAGACCGAGAUGGGACAGCACUGUACCCCUGGCCUCGGUCCCUGGCCUUGCCCCUGGCUCUCUCAGUCCGCUCAGCCCUGCGGCCCCGGCCUGAGCCGCAGCCCUUCUCAGAGCUGCACUUGGGCCACCGUGGCCACAUGCGUCGCAGUGAGAGCACCUACACCAUAAACAGUAUUGGCCGGCGGGGGGGCAGCACCCAGGGUCGGGCGCCACCUGGACAGGGACGGGACCCAGGUGGGGGCACCCUGCGGCCUGCGGCCUCCCUGCCUCACAUUGCUAAGACUCGCAAGGGUGCAGGCCGUGGUGCCAGCAAGAGCCCCUGCAUGUUGGUGGCCCUGCGGCCAACCAACAUGGACCGUGAGCGGGACAAGUUCUUCCAGUCCCAUUACACCUACAACCCACAGUUCGAGUAUCAGGAGCCCAUGCCUACGGCUGUGCUGGGGAAGUACAGUGAGGCCUCUGGACAGUUCCUCCAUCAGGCGGUUGGCAUCAUUGAGGCUGUCCUGGAGAAGUUUGGUACCUAUGAACGCUUUGAGGCUGCGACUGGGGGCCAGCUGCUGACCAAGUGCCAGAUCUGGUCCAUUGUGCGCAAAUACAUGCAGAAGGAGGGCUGCGCUGGGGAGGUUGUGGUGCAGCUGAGUGAGGACCUGCUGUCCCAGGCAGUGAUGAUGGUGGAGAACAGCCGACCAACAUUGGCCAUCAACCUGACUGGAGCCCGCCAGUAUUGGUUGGAGGGCAUGCUGCGGCACGAGAUAGGUACCCACUACCUGCGGGGCGUGAACAACGCGCGGCAGCCGUGGCACAGCGCCGAGGGCCGGCUGCAGUAUGGGCUGAGGCCAGCGAACCCCACCGAGGAGGGCCUGGCCAGCCUGCACAGUGUGCUGUUCCGCAAGCAGCCCUUCCUGUGGCGCGCCGCGUUGCUCUACUACACCAUCCACCGCGCCGCGCACAUGUCCUUCCGCCAGCUGUUCCAGGACCUGGCGCGCUACGUGCAGGACGCCGACGUGCGCUGGGAGUACUGCGUGCGCGCCAAGCGCGGCCAGACUGACACCUCGCUGCCCGGCUGCUUCAGCAAGGAUCAGGUGUACCUGGAUGGCAUCGUGCGCAUUCUGCGGCAUCGCCAGACCAUCGAUUUCCCGCUGCUGACCUCGCUGGGCAAGGUGUCCUAUGAGGAUGUAGAUCACCUUCGGCCCCAUGGGGUGCUGGACAAGACCCGGGUGCCCCACUUCAUGCAGGACUUAGCACGCUACCGGCAGCAGCUGGAGCACAUCAUGACCACCAACCGGCUGGAUGAGGCAGAGCUGGGCCGCCUGCUGCCUGAUGACUGAUACUGCUUGAGGGCUACAGGCAGGGGCCCUGGAAAGAGGGCUCCAGAUCAGCCCCCAGAACAUGAAGCUGGCUGCUCUGUGC
This is a messenger RNA of Orcinus orca (killer whale), 3339 nucleotides long. It is a transcript of the gene MATCAP1, whose product is annotated as microtubule associated tyrosine carboxypeptidase 1. The record is from RefSeq and is a predicted model, not a curated record. NCBI's taxonomy places the organism in Eukaryota, Metazoa, Chordata, Mammalia, Artiodactyla, Delphinidae. The transcript has 7 exons. The coding region runs from base 1740 to 3257 and encodes 505 amino acids.